This is a messenger RNA of Platichthys flesus (European flounder), 1439 nucleotides long. RefSeq lists its product as uncharacterized. The coding region runs from base 91 to 978 and encodes 295 amino acids. The record is from RefSeq and is a predicted model, not a curated record. The transcript is spliced from 6 exons. NCBI's taxonomy places the organism in Eukaryota, Metazoa, Chordata, Actinopteri, Pleuronectiformes, Pleuronectidae.
UGUAAAAGAGGAAGAGGCAUGAAAAGUACCUUACUGAACACAACAGCAGCAGAGAGUGUGACAGUGUGAGCUGUAGGUAAACUGGGAGUGAUGGGAGCAGCCGGGAUCUCAUGGAGAACAACUAUGACCGUCAUCAUCACAGCAAUACAAAUCCCAGCUCUGAUCAGUGUCAGCGUCAGAACCGUGUCCGGUGUGGAGGGUCAGACGUUCAGCUUCACAUGUGAAUACCCACAGAGCUGGCAGAGCAACGCCAAGUACCUCUGCCGUGAGGAUGACAAUGACAAUCUACUGAUAAGCACAGAUAGACACAACCAGUGGGUGACAAACGGGCGCUUCUCCUUGUACGACAACACCACUGCAGCCUUCUUUCUGGUCCAAGUGGACAGACUGGUCCCAGAAGACGGUGGGAGAUACUGGUGUGGGGUGGACGUCAACUUACAGGAUCAUAUCAGAGCCAUACACCUGAACGUCUCGCGAGCAGCAAAGCCUCCAACAAAUCAGAUUCAUCACAUAAAUGAAGUAUCCACAACAUCCACAGACAUAAAAGUGGACAAGCUUAACAUUUCCCUGCUCCUGACUGCAGCGAUGUGUGUGGCAGCCAUACUGUUUGUGUGUCUGUUCACACUGUGUCUCCUGUGCGUUGUUAAACACCAGAGAUCCGCCCCACGCCAGAACAGAGAGACAUCAGCGGACUAUGAGACAAUGACGCCUGGUGAGGGAACUGAACCUGAACCCCGCUGCACCUGUUCAUCUUCGGCCUGUGCUGCUCUCUCAGCUCCACCGCUGCCACCUCCUGACCUCUGCCCCCACUCAACGUCAAAGAACCGGGAAUCCACUGUCAGUCUUGGCGUAUAUGCUGAAGUGGAUGUACGAGGCCACGUCAGCCAGUACCAACAUCUGGAUCUCAGCCAGUUGGAGGAUCAUGUGUAUCACGCACUCUGUGGUCCCAAAGAUGGACCCAUGCAGAUGAACUGUUGAUACCACUCAGUUUAUUUACAACUUGGGUCUUGUUUCUAAAACGUUAUACAGCCUCUCAAUUCGUCAAUUAUAUCUUUUUACUUUCUGAGAUACUGUGGUGGAAAAUUCUACUAACCAGGUGUCUCACUGCUAUGAACCUGACAAACAGGGUGUAUGCCCUUAUUCAGUGAUGUUUUCCUCCAAUUGCUACAGCAGAUAGACAUAGUCUUUUUCUCAUGUCUUUUUUUCAUAUUAUGUGUUAUGUAACACCUUUUUGGCGAGUUCCACUUUGUGCACCCGUGCUUGUUGUGUAACCUUUGCAGAGCUUACUAUUAAAAAGACUCAAAGGCAACUCCAGUCUAAUAAUUUAAUUAUUUCAAAUCUCAAGAUGAAUCCCAUCAAAAUACCUUGGUCAUAAUAGAAUAUUAACAAUAAUAUGAUUUGUGGCCAAAAGACACAAGUUUUAUACCUUUUGAAUCAAC